GCUGGAGGCGCCCUCUGCUUUCCGUGCCUGCAGCAGCAGCAGCAGCAGCAGCAGCGGCCGCUGCCGCCGCCGCGUUGUGGGGGUGUGCGCGCCUCCCGCUCCCUCCCGCCCGCUCCCCAAGCUGUGAGCGAGGGCAGUAAAUCUGGAGCGAGAGACACGGCUCCGCCGCACGUUUCCAGGCGCCGGCUUCCCAGCCGCCGCCUCCACCUCCACCGCUGCUUCUCUUUGUCCGGGGAAAGGAGGGAGGGAGAGAGGGCAGGAAGGAGGGGGAGUUGCUGCUGUUGCUGCUGCGGCACCAGGUGCAUCCUCGGAACCCUCCAUCACCCUGCGCCCCUUCCCCCUGCCUCUGCGUCGCGCGCUCGGAGACCCUUGUCCGGCGGCCGCAGCUUCCUCGGGUGGGCGCUGGCGGACAGCUGGACUGACUGUCUACUGAGGCAAAUUGUCACCAAUGGCAAUAAAACUUGUCUUCUGGUGCAGUGGGUCAGAUGGACUAACUGGCUCUCAUUCUGAAGGAACCUAAUGGAUCAAUUACCCUGCUGUAUGUCCUGAACAUUGUUUGGGUCUGAAAACUGUUCUAAAAUAAUUAAAUUGGGACAAAAAUGUGAAAGUGACACGGGACUCCAAGCAGCCUGAGAAGCAGUUUCCAAUUAGUUGUUUCACAACUGGGAAGAAGCACUUUUAGAUUUUAGUUGGGCCUCCAGGAAAGGCACCUCCCCACUGAAGGAUUAAAAUGAGUGCCCCGUUGGUUCCCAACAAGUCAUGUUAUACUCAGGUGCAAGACAACAGAAAUGGAGUGAAAAACAAUAAUGAAAGCCUCCCUAGUGGGGGAGAUACAAAUGCCAACCAAAUCACAUCAGAGGUGAGUCCCUCUGUUGGUGAGACUAAGAGAUGUAGUCUUAUGGAAGAAAUCGGAAAUGGAAACCUAGGUGGGCCAGAGGCAAUCACCCAACUUCACAAGGACUUUCACCAACUUCAGGGAUACAGUAAAGAAGCCCAGAGUGGCCACCUCAGUCUGAAGGAGUUGAAGGUUGCUUCUGCCACCCUGCACAGAGAUCGGAGAGAAGAGUACACAACGGAGGAAGCUGUCGAUGCCCUGUCAAUCCCUCAGCUGAUCCAGGGGCCAGAGCUAUCCAGUUUGAAAAAUGUUGUGCAUGGGGCCCACCCAGAGCAUCUAAGUGAUGCUGACAUUAUCCAGUGUGUGUCUAAAGAGAAAUUGGCCAAAACCCAGGGUAGCAAAGAACUGAAAAGGCAUUCUUUGGAAAGAGCAAGCAGCUUUCCUGCUAAAAUGGAAGCAUUCACAAAAGAGCAGGCCACCAGCUUGGCUCAUCCUGCUUUGCUUGAUUCUAUCGAAACAUCAUCACCUCAUGUUGCUAGUGGUACAGAGAAAUCACAGACGACAUCAACAGAUCCCCUUCUAAGGGCAACUUUUCAUCCAAAUGACAAUACCUCAGAGGAAAAGAUUGUGUUUUAUCCUAAACCAUCUACCUCAAAAACCAAGGAAACUCUUCUCCCAGAGACCCACUCAGAUGGGAGAAAUUCUCUGAAUAUUGGCAUUGAAAGCACACCCCACCCUGCACACAGAGAUUCUCCUCUCAUUUUCACCACAGCACCUGGGAGAAUCUUGAAUAAACCAGAAGCACAAUUAGGUCAGGGAGAGGAGGGGCCCAAACUGGGGGUGAAAAAUGUACUGUCCUUGCAGCCUGAGAUUGCUUGGGAGCAAAAAAUGCUCCGAGUUGAAUGCCUAGACUUGCCGAAGGUAGAAAGCAUGGUGACACUGGAGAAGAAAGGAUGGCCUGAGGAAAAAGAGGGAGGUACUGGGCCUCACCUUCAGGGCCCAGGUGAGGAAACAGUGGAUCCUGUCAUAAAUCAAGCAACUUAUACAGACAAUAGUCAAGUACUUUUGGAGUCAGGGAGAGGAAGUAGUGACAAAGAGAAGAGAAAUACCCUGUGUGAUGAAGUUUCAGUAGCUACUGCCCAGAAAGUGGAGUCCAUUCUCCCUAUUGCCUCAGGGACUCACAGUGAGCACCUCAAUGGUGAAGGUAUGCUAGCCACAGCUAUGUGCUUAGAUGAAGCUGUUCCCAUAGUUGAUGGUCAUGCAACAUUUACUCCUGACAGUCUAACUGAAAGCAAGCCCUUAAAUGUUAAUGAGAAUAAAGGCAUGGUAGUUGGAGGAACCAUCACAGCCUCAGCUCUGGACCUUUUGGGCCAAGCAAAUGGUGAAACUGAGCACCCCACUCAUCAGGAGAGUGAUUUAGAAGCAAAGAAGGAUCAUCAGACUGCUAAUGAAGCAGCCAAUGGGAUGGAGACAGUCGCAGAAAGAACAGCUGGCUUCCUUGGUGUUCCUAAAUCAUCCCAGGCAGGGCCAGCUGCGGAGAUGAGCCACCAGCCCAUACCAUCCAAGAGCAGGGUGAAGGACCCUGACUCAUUUCACAGUGACACAGUGUCAUCUUCCACCCUGCCUCCCACUGACAGUGCGCAGUCACUGAAUAUGUCUUCUAAAGUGCCUAAUAAGACUGCUUGCAACAGCGGGAUUCCCAAGCCAAUCCUGGGGCAUUCCAAGGACUCCCCUCCCAUCCAGGGAGAGAUUGAGAGGGACUUUGUAGAGAAACCUGAAGAAAAGAUGGAAACAGAGCCCAUUCUCAUCCCCAAACCCAAACACGUCAGACCCAAAAUCAUCACUUACAUCAGGAGGAAUCCUCAGAAUCUUGGCCAGGUGGAUUCUUCUUUGGUUCCAAUGGGGGUCCCUUAUACCCCUCCAGCAUGUGCUAUGCCCCUGCCAAAAGAUCAGAAGACAGCAAAUGGUGAGCUCAAACCAGCCACUACUCUCUAUGAAAAGUUUAAGCCAGACUUGCAGAAACCAAGAAUCUUCAGUUCUGGAUUGAUGGUUUCGGGAAUCAGGCCUCCAGGACAUCACUUUAGUCAAAUGAGUGAGAAGUUUUUGCAAGAGGUUGCAGACAGACCUGGGAAAGAAGAAUUUUGUUCCCCCCCAUACACCCAUUAUGAAGUACCUCCAACUUUCUACAGAUCUGCCAUGCUUCUUAAACCCCAGCUAGGAUUGGGUGCGAUGUCCCGGCUGCCAUCUACUAAGAGCAGGAUUCUAAUUGCAAGUCAGAGGUCUUCAAGUACUUCUCUUCAUCCGCCAGGACCAAUUGGAAGUGCUACCAAUCUCUAUCAUUCUGAUGCUUCAGCUGAUUUGAAGAAAGCCUCCAGUUCAAAUGCUGUAAGAGCCAAUCUCCCCAAAUCUGGACUUCGUCCUCCCGGAUAUUCCCGUCUCCCUGCUGCCAAAUUGGCAGCAUUUGGUUUUGUCAGGAGUUCCAGCAUCUCUUCUGCCUCCAGCAACCAGUCAGCAGACAGUGUCCAGAGUGAUCAGAACAAAACAUCACACCGUUCCAGCUUUGUAAAUGAAGACCAGCCUCCUCCAAAGACAGCUGUGCUUUCUAAAGAUGCACCCAAGGGAGCCAGUAGGACCACAGCACAAGCAGCGAACAUCGUGACCACUCCCCGCCGGAGUUUGCUUCCUGCACCAAAAUCAACUUCCACUCCUGCUGGUUCAAAGAAGGAAGUGCAAAAAGAUCAAGAAGUAAAUAAGCCUGCUGUUUCGUCCCCUAAAAGACUGGCAGCUUCAGCCACGAAACUUCACUCACCAGGAUACCCAAAACAAAGGGCUGCCAUUCCAAGAAACGGGUUUGCCACCAAACCAGAUCUACAGGCUCGGGAGGCAGAAAGACAAUUUGUUCAGCGACUGAAGGAAAGGUGUGAAGAACAAGCCAAGCAGCUCAGCUGUAUUCAGGGAGAAUUGAAAAGGGCCAUUCGAGGCUUCGAGGUUUUUGCUGUUUCUACUCAGCAUUUCUUUGGGAAGAAUGAAAGUGCCCUUGUGAAAGAAAAAGAGCUGUCAAUCGAACUUGCAAACAUCAGGGAUGAAGUUGCCUUCAAUACAGCCAAAUGUGAGAAAUUACAAAAAGAGAAAGAGGACCUGGAGAGAAGGUUUGAGGACGAGGUGAAGAGACUUCGUUGGCAGCAGCAGGCUGAGCUUCAGGACCUGGAGGAAAGGUUGCAGCAGCAGUAUGUGGGAGAGGUGAAACGCCUGCAGGAGGAACACCGGAUGCAGCUAGCCAGGCUCAAGUGUCAGCACCAGGAGCAGGUAGAAGAUAUCUCAGCUACCCACGAGGCUACCUUGUUAGAGAUGGAAAACAACCACUCUGUUGCCAUUGCCGUCCUGCAAGAUGACCAUGAACACAAAGUUCAAGAACUGAUGUCUGCCCAUGAGCUUGAAAAGAAGGAAUUGGAAGACAGUUUUGAAAAACUGCGGCUGUCACUGCAGGACCAGGUGGACACCCUCACCUUUCAGAGCCACUCUCUCCGGGACCGAGCCAAGCGAUUUGAGGAGGCUUUGAGAAGAAACACGGAGGAGCAGCUGGAGGUUGCACUAGCUCCCUACCAGCACUUGGAAGAAGACAUGAACAGUCUGAAGCAAGUAUUGGAGAUGAAGAAUCAGCAGAUCCAUCAACAGGAAAAGAAGAUCAUAGAGCUGGAAAAACUGGCUGAAAAGAAUAUUAUCCUGGAAGAAAAAAUCCAAGUGCUCCAACAGCAAAAUGAAGACCUCAAAGCAAGAAUUGACCAGAACACUGUGGUCACAAGACAGUUAUCUGAGGAAAAUGCUAAUCUUCAGGAGUAUGUGGAAAAAGAAACGAAGGAGAAGAAGAGGCUAAGUAGAACCAAUGAGGAGCUGCUUUGGAAACUCCAAACUGGGGACCCCACCAGCCCCAUUAAACUCUCUCCCACGUCCCCCAUUUACCGCUCUUCCUCGGGGCCUCCAUCGCCAGCCAAGAUGAGCACAGCUCCAAGAUGACAGCGCCACUCCAUGCAGUCUCCAGAUGCCCCCCAGCUUCUCGGAUCCCUGAGCGUUUUCAUCCUAAAGAGAGUGUUAGUGAGAAUAGGGGAUACCUGAGGCCUGCUGCUGCCUGCAUGCUUGGUAGCAGCCUUCCUGUGUCCUAGACGGCGGGCUCUUCUCCUCCCAGUGUACGAAAUUUUUGGUCUUGGCGCUCCCGUGUCCUCAAAAAGUGUAACCCUGGUAGUCUGGCGUGCAAACUUUUUAUUUUUAUUUUUUUAUUUUUACUAUAGUUAGAGCCAAAAGACAGAAAGCUCUGAUGACUGAUUGUCCUUCUAAGGUGAACUUUCACUGCAAUAUUUCAGGUUAGUUACAAACAGUUUGAUUUGGAAUUGACCCUCGUGUAUGUACCACAUCAAGACAUGUAUAUCUCUAGACAUGUAUACGGAUAUCCUUGCAGCUGUUCUGAAUUGCAUUUUUUUAUAACGCUAAGUGCUGAUAUAUUUUAAUGAUAGUCAGCAGUUUUCUAACUUGUGCCUAAGAAUUAUAACUAAAUUAGAUGCAUUUCUGUCUAGCCUCCCAGGAAUAUUUCUACCCAAAAGAGAAAAAGAAAAAAAAAAAAAAGCAAGAAAAAAAAAGCGCCUUCAGCCAACCACCAAGUGGUAACCCUGUUUAACAUGAACACCAGCGAUUUGUGAUAUGGUAACUGCCU
Messenger RNA from Sarcophilus harrisii (Tasmanian devil), 5540 nucleotides. It is a transcript of the gene MTUS2, whose product is annotated as microtubule associated scaffold protein 2. NCBI's taxonomy places the organism in Eukaryota, Metazoa, Chordata, Mammalia, Dasyuromorphia, Dasyuridae. Gene Ontology annotation, molecular function: microtubule binding. The record is from RefSeq and is a predicted model, not a curated record. Gene Ontology annotation, cellular component: nucleus; cytoplasm. The transcript is spliced from 16 exons. The coding region runs from base 731 to 4849 and encodes 1372 amino acids.